Molecule: messenger RNA, 2862 nt
Organism: Procambarus clarkii (red swamp crayfish)
Lineage: Eukaryota; Metazoa; Arthropoda; Malacostraca; Decapoda; Cambaridae
Source: RefSeq, a predicted model, not a curated record
GCCACAUUUGAGAAAUUGGAGAAUGAAUUGAGGGAAGUCAAUGGGAAUGCUGAAACCCUAAAGAAGAACUCGCUUGAACUGACAGAAUUGAAACAUGUUUUACAGAUCACCCAGAUUUUCUUUGAUGAGCAAGAGACGCCUUCUUCCCUCCAUCUUGAACAGAGAGAUUCUGAACCCAACACCAGCAUCACACAGAACCUUCUACCAGCUGAGGAAGGAAAAGGACCUGUUCAACUUGGGUUUGUUGCUGGUGUGACAAGACGAGAGAGAAUGCCCAUGUUUGAACGCAUGCUGUGGCGAGUUUGCCGUGGCAACGUCUUCGUUCGCCAGUCUGAAAUCCAUGAACCUCUAGAAGAUCCUGUGACAGGGGAAGCAGUACACAAGGUUGUGUUCCUAAUCUUUUUCCAAGGAGAACAGCUGAAGAAUAAAGUGAAGAAGAUUUGUGAUGGUUGUCGUGCCACAACGUACCCGUGCCCCGAGUCAAAACAAGAUCGUCAGGAAAUGGGCCAAGGUGUCAAGGGAAGAUUGGAUGAUCUCUCAGUAGUACUGAACCAAACAACCGACCACAGGCACCGCGUGUUGGCUGCUGCUGCCAAACACCUGCGUACAUGGUUCAUCAAGGUGCGAAAGAUUAAGGCUAUUUACCACACCCUCAACAUGCUGAACUUGGAUGUGACCAACAAGUGUCUGAUUGCAGAGUGUUGGGUACCAUGUUCAGACCUUGGUGUUAUCCAAGAUGGUCUUCGCAAGGGAACGGAGAAAUCGGGCAGUUCUGUGCAGCCUAUUCUGAAUUGCAUGCAAACUACCAUGAUGCCACCAACCUUCCAUAGGACAAACAAAUUCACAUCUGGCUUUCAAGCUUUGGUUGAUUCCUAUGGAGUGGCAUCCUACCGAGAAAUCAACCCAGCACUGUACACGACGACGACCUUCCCGUUCUUGUUUGCUGUGAUGUUUGGUGAUGCUGGUCAUGGAAUGAUUAUGCUGCUGUUUGCUGCAUGGAUGGUUAUAAGAGAGAAGGCUCUCAUUGCUGCUAAGAUGAAGGGUGAGAUCUGGAACAUUUUCUUUGGUGGCCGCUAUAUUCUCCUCCUCAUGGGCCUGUUUUCAAUCUACACUGGUUUCAUUUACAACGACGUCUUCUCCAAAUCGACCAAUAUAUUUGGAUCUGCUUUUCACAUGGGUAACAAUGUUACAUUAGCAAACCUAACAGUGCUUGAAGAGUACACAUUGGAUCCUGGUCUUGAUGAUGAAUAUGAUCAAAAGCCUUAUCCUUUUGGAUAUGACCCAAUGUGGCAGAUUGCAGUGAACAAGAUUGCUUUCCAGAACAGUUAUAAGAUGAAGAUUUCCAUCAUCAUCGGGGUUGUUCACAUGAUCUUUGGUGUUCUUCUUUCUGUUGUAAAUCAUGUGUUUUUCAAGAACUGGUUGAGUUUGGUGUUUGAAUUCAUCCCUCAAAUCAUCUUCUUGAUUGGUCUCUUUGGAUAUCUUUGCAUUAUGGUUUUCCACAAGUGGAUUCAUUAUGGAUGUGGAGAAGCGUUUGAUGUAGAACAUGGAUCAAGCUGUGCCCCUUCUGUUCUCAUUACAUUCAUCAACAUGGUUCUUCUAAAAACAGAUGAGCCUCCUGAAAACUGUAGUUUAUGGAUGUAUAAGGGUCAGUACACAGUGCAGGUGGUGCUGCUGUUACUGUGCGUCAUCUGUGUUCCUCUCAUGCUCAUCCCUAAGCCGCUCAUUCUCAAUAGCCGCCACAAGGCCAACAUGAGAGCUCGCAAUUUCCAGUCAGUUGUGGAGUCAGAGAUGGGUGAACCAUCGGGUCCACAUCACAAAGAAGAAGAAGAAUUUGAGUUCAGCGAAGUGUUCAUCGAGCAAGCCAUUCAUACCAUUGAGUAUGUUCUGGGUUCAGUAUCCCACACAGCCUCCUAUCUCAGACUGUGGGCCUUGUCUCUGGCUCAUGGGCAGCUUUCUGAAGUGUUGUGGAGCAUGGUUAUGAGAAUUGGACUUGCUCAGUCAUCAAUUGUAGGAAGCAUCAUACUGUAUCUGAUAUUUGCUGCCUGGGCAGUCCUGACCAUCAGUAUCCUAGUGCUUAUGGAGGGUUUGUCAGCCUUCCUUCACACACUCCGCCUUCACUGGGUGGAGUUCCAGUCAAAGUUCUACAAAGGAGAAGGUUAUGCCUUUCAGCCUCUCACUUUCAAGCAUAUUAUCAAUGGAGAGGAAGAGGAAGCCUAAAUGUACACUAAAGUUAAUGAUAUAAAAUUUUAUAUAUAGCAAGAAUGGAAAAAGUUUUUAAUUACAGGAAAAAUAAGAUGAUGUAAUGUUUGUUGAGGUGGUAUACACUAGGCUGUAUUACAUACUAGAAUGAGAUUACAAAUUUUAAUAGCUUUAGUAUUUCAAGUAAGGAAUAUUUUUUAAACACAGCUUAAUACUGGAUAAGAUUACUUGCACAUUGCUCUAAUACAGUACUUGAUAUGGUUACAUUUGAUAGAAUAUGUAAUUAUUUUUUCAUUGUGAUGCCUGUCGGUAAGAAAACUCGUUUAUAGUAUUGUUAAAUAAUAAUAUUUUAGAACUGUAUAAUAUUCACACACAUUUAAUUUUGUUGUGCAUGUAAUAGUUGUUGUAACAGUGGUGUAAAGUAGUUUGUGACUGCAGUAUAUAGUAAUUGGUCACAGUAGAACAUGGUUGUGGUUUGUAGAUAUUGUAAUGGGAUCAUUGGUCCUUAUCUUGUAUUGCUACUUGACUUUACCAACAGUACUUAUCAGGCCAUUUUUGAAUUUGGUUAAAUAGUUUAAUUUUCACAAUUCUGUGGUAACUUUUUUUUUCUUUUUUUCCUUUUUUUUGUAACGAGGAAGUAACUAAAAAUAAAUCUAAUUUUAA